AUUAAUAUGCUCUAGCUGACGUUUUGAUGUCUGGCAAAUGUUCUUCUGCGAAGCUCAGUGAGUCAUUUGUCCUACACGAACACCGUACCUGAACUUGCCAUUCUUUUUCUGGGUGUUUUUUUUCUCUUCUUCACAGCACGCUGGGCGCAAAUAGAUGUACAGUCCUUCAGCGGACAUGUUUGUGCGGAACGCCAUGGUUCAGAAGGACACUUUAUUUUGAAGAGGCUUGGUCCUUGGCACUCUGAGGGUCAGACGCUCGUGUGUUUGUGUGUGCGUGUGUGUUUGUGAGUGUGUAAAGCCCCCUGUCACGCUUGGCCAGUCUGUUGUUCAGGGCCCUGUUUGUGGAGAGGCAGUUGUGUGCGUCACAGCAAGAUUAGGAGAAAGAACUGAGGGGGCGGCAGUCGCAUUUUCCCCUUCCAUGGAGCACACACUAUAGGAAAUCGUGACAUUUUUAACCCUCACACCGAGUGUCGUCUUCGAGGAGCUGGCAACUAAUGUCAGGGGAUUUCCGCGUGACAGUGCUUUGUCAGGGCGGACUCAACGGUUUUGGGGGCCGGUCAUGGUGUCUGGGCCGGAGGUGUACGAUCCCCUUAGAGUGUGCCUCUUCCCGCCGCGCCUGAACGAGCAGCACCAGGCCUCUGGGCCUUCCCUCUUCUGUGACGUCAGCCUUGUCAACACCAGCAACGCCAGGUUUGCCAUCUCCGGCCAGUACUUCCGCCAGCUGCUGCUGUCGAAGUCUUCCCUGCCGCCCACAGCUGGCGUUUCAUACAACCGCCUCCCGCCGCUAGUUCCCUCUUCUGGACUCAGCCAGGGCGUCGUGCUGGUCCUGGAGCCGCCUUCCUCGAAACCUUUCGGGUCUCCUGCCAGGGCUCUGGGUACUCUUCCUGAACCACCCGGUUGAGGGGUAACCAGCGGACAUGAAGGGUAAGAGCAGGCAGAGCCGGGGAGGGGAGGCCGUGAUGGAGGGGUUGAUGAAGGACCGGGUGGACGGCCCAGAGAACACUAAGAUCACCCUUAGCUUCCCCCUCAGUGCCGCCCUGCCCGCUGCCCUCAUAGUUCACAACCAUCGCCCCUGCGCGGCCACGCCCUCCCCCUCCCCCCGCCGCCGACACCCCUCCAAGGGGUCCAACGAGGGGUCAGCGUGGAAGCUGGACACUGCUGCUGCCAAUGAGAAACGGCGGCACUUUAAGCCCCCCCGGCGUGACAGCUCCCCGUCCUCUUCCUCUGCCUCCUCCUCCCCGUCUUCUUCCUCCCCCAUGGAUCUUACUGCACUGGUAAAUAAGGACACCAAGUCCCCUCCGCCCCUUUUCAGAGGAGGUCUGGAAUCCCAGUUCCACAGGUUUGCCCCCAGGUCCUCCAACGGGCCAAUAGGGAGUUACCCAGGGGAGGGUCCCAGACUGACCAAUGGCACCGCCUCGCCUUCAGAGACUGCACAGAUCCUGUUCAACCUGAGCACUGUGGCCUAUCAGGGCCAGGGGGGGCGGGGCACGGAGAGAAAGGACAAAACAGUAAAACACGGAGGGAGGGCAGGCAGCCCUCAACUUGGACCAAACCUACACCCGCCCACCCUCCACCUUCCUCCUCCUCUUCCUCACCCCUCGGAGUCUUUCAUCCCGCUUCCCCCUCACUCCGCUUCCAACCACCCAGAUGGCCCCAAGCCGGAGCUGAUAUGUGGGGUGUGCCACCGCCUCUUCAGCUCCGCCUCCUCCCUCACAGCCCACAUGCGGCUGCACCGUGGCGGCCGGGCCCUCAGCUGCCAGCACUGUGGCAAAGCUUUCAUCCACAACAAAAGACUACAGUCCCACGAGGCCUCUUGCAGGCGCGCCCUGACCACGGCUCUGCCCCCUAGCCUCCCCCUUCUCCCCAUCCUGCCCAAAGAGGAGCCCCUGGAGGAGGGGGAGGUCAGGGUGGAGGGGGGGCAGAUACUGGGGGCGGCCGAGGAGGAUAUGAAGCCGGGCAAAGGGAAGAAAGGGCUAGGUCUCCUGGUUCGGCACGAGGGCGACGUGUCGGAGCUGGUCGGGGACGAGGACCACUUUGUCAAGGUGGUGGACGGCCACGUCAUCUACUUCUGCUCGGUGUGCGAACGCUCCUACAUGACCCUGUCCAGCCUGAAGCGUCACUCCAACGUCCACUCGUGGCGCCGCAAGUACCCCUGUCACUUCUGCGACAAGGUGUUUGCCCUGGCCGAGUACCGCACCAAGCAUGAGGUGUGGCACACCGGCGAGCGCCGGUACCAGUGCAUCUUCUGCUGGGAGGCCUUUGCCACAUACUACAACCUCAAAACCCACCAGAAGGCUUUCCACGGCAUUAACCCGGGCCUCAUUUCCAGCGAGAAGACAGCCAACGGCGGCUACAAGCAGAAGGUCAACGCCCUCAAGCUCUACCGCCUGCUCCCGAUGCGCUCCCAGAAAAGACCCUACAAGACGUACAGCGACUCCCUGGCCAACGGCCUGCUGCUGCCAUCGUCUGACCCCUCCGCCGCCCCUUUGCCCCUGGACUGCGGCCUACCCGGGUCCCUGGGCCCGGGUGAACUCCACGGCCUCAUCAGUGGCUCUAUGCCCAAGGGUAUGAAGCCCGACCCGGACGAAUUCCCGGCCGGCUUCCCUCUCACAGCGGGCCUGGAGCAGGGAGAGGUCCCUGCGCUUCCCUCCUCUAUGACAGACGUGGCCCUCAGGAGAGUAGCGGAGUCAGAACAGGUAGGCGGUCGCCCAAGCAGCUCCAAGUCAUCGUUCAGUAACAAGGUCAAGUCUCCCACGGUCAGCAGUAGCUCAGAGCUGGGUUUGUCGUCCGUCAUAACCUACGGCCACCCCAAACCCUCCGUCAUAGUGCACGGCACGGCGGUUUCAUCCGUCAUCGUCCACAGCAACCAGGUCACCUCCGGGAGUGGUAAAAGCCCCCUGAGCAGUCCCUCCCCUGAAGCUAGCAACAGCCAGACGCUUCCCAAGGCCAGUGUUAAGCCUAUUAAAAAGCAUAGGGAAAGUACAGAGGGCCACAGGAAGAGAGCUAAACUAGUGGACAGUUCAGACACCACGGAGGAGUCCGAGAGGAGAUCAGAGACAGGCAGGUUCCAUCAUAAGUCCCGCAAAGGGCAAAGCAAGGGUGACAGCUCCUCAGCCAGUCAGUCAUCUGUAGGGCCAGAGAGUAAAGGGUCUGGGCCGCUGUGCCAGAUCACAGUGCGGAUAGGCGAGGAGGCCAUGGUCAAGCGCAGCAUCUCCGAGACAGACCUGAAGAGGGACAGGAGCCCCCCUCCUUCCAAAGCCAAAAGGACGGACUCCUCCCCACCGGACGCCAAGGAACCUCGCCACUCCCACCACCACCAUCACCACCACAAACACCGCUCCCAUCGCAGUUCCAGUGUUGGAGUCGAAGGGGAGCGAGGGGGAGAUGGGGAAAGAGAGAAAGGAGAGGGGGACAGCAGGAGGAAUAGCCCGAAAGCCCCGGGCAAGGUCAGAGAAUACUACUUCCGCCAGGAGGUGCGCAAGCAGGGUGAGAGUGAGGACGAUGAGGACAACCUCUGGAGGCCUUACUACUCCUACAAGCCCAAGAGGAAGGCCCCUCACGUCCACAAAGCAAAGAAAUGGCAACGCAAACUGCACUAUAAACGCUCCCUCAGGCUCAUGAGGAGGGCAGAGAGACUCAUGGACCAUGUGAACAAGGAGGCAGAGGAUCAAGAGGAGGAGGACAUAAAGACGCACGAGGAUGAAUUGGAGGAGCAGGAGGAGGUGACAGAACGCAUGGAGCUGGAAGACGGAGAGGUGCCUGAAUGCCUCAGUGCGUCCCCCAUACUGUCAGAAGAGAAAGACAGAGGCAGAGUGGAGGAAAUGGUGGAGGUCCACCUAAAUCCCACUGAUUCUUCCCGAUCCCCUUCGGCUACCUCAGUCUCCCCAUCGGACACAAAACGCCGGCCCUGGUCCGACCGAAGUGCAUCGAAAUGUGAUACGUGUGGCAGAUGGUUCUCCAGCACCAGGAAGCGGGACAAACACGAGCUUAGCCACCUGCUGGAGUUUGUGUGCCUCCUCUGCAGGGCGCCCUUCCCUUCAAGGGAUGAGUUGGAGGAUCACCAGAGAGCGCAGCACCCCAAAGCCCCCGACGCCCCGUCUUUGCCACCUCAAUUGGGUUCCCAGCCCCGCGACCAGGGCCUGAGGACUGAGCCCACAGAGACGGACAGGGCAAGAGAAAGGGUUAUCCCGGGAAAGGGAAGUCCAAGUCGCCUGAGCAGGCGGUCGUUGGCGAGACACACCUGUCCACAGUGUCAUAAGGUGUGCAAAACCUCCUCCGCGCUAAACCGCCAUGUUAGGCGGCACGAGUUGAGCAGCUCCCCGGAGAGAGAGAGGGAGGAGAUUCAGCCAGAGCCAAAAGCAGCAGCGGAGACGGCAGUUAGCACUGUAAGCAAAGACCUAGACUCAACAGUAGAACACGUUCCUGUAGUUCAGUCUGUCCCAGUUAUCAGCUACCCAGAGCCACGGAAUAGCACUGAGGGCGUAGACCCGCAACCGUGCCAGCCUAGUGAUUUGAACGCAGAGCGCCCAACUUCAACACUGAACAGCAGCCCUGAACUCAAAGAACCCGAUGAACUCGCAGCUCCCGUUCCGGCCAGAGAGCCUAGUCCACAGAUUAUUCAGCCCCCUCCGGAGAUCCCCGCGGCCGACCGACCCACGCCCUCUCCCUCCUCCUUUCCCCCCUCCUGCUGCUCCUCGGCCCUCCAGGGUGUGCUGGUCAUGAGCAGUGGAGCCGAAUGUCUGGACUACCGGACCCCUAUGAAGAGGAGUCAGGAGGGGCUGGGUCACAGGAGGACGAGCCCUGCACCUGUCACCGGACCACCCACCGCUUCCCCGAACAGGUCCCUCGCCUCACAAAUGACAAUUAACCACGCUGCUUCUCCUCCGUCCGUUGUCAUGACAGCGGCCCCCCUCCGAGGGGCCUGUGGCGUAAAGCGGGAGGGGGAGACCGUGGAUAAAGGACCCAGGCAGGGAUGUGGGACCAGCAUCCUCCGUCACGCCGGUUUUAAGGACUCGCCGGCGGCCCGGGAUCUCAGGGUCCCACCCUUGUCCAGGAGCCCUAGUCCCAACCAAGCACAAGACCUCACCAUGUCUUCAAUCCUAGCCAGAGAGAGGGAGGUGGAGAGGGAGAGGCAGAGAGACUGGGACAGGGAGAUGAAGAGGGAGCUGGAAAGGGAACGGGACAUGGAAAGAGAGUUGGAACGGGGGAGACAGCGGGACAGGGAGCUGGAGCGGGCUCGUCAGAUCAGGGGGUCAUCUCACUCGCGCCAGGAACAGCCCAGAGACGCAGAGGUGACCCUCCUGGUACCCAAAGAGGAGCCGAUCAGUCCAGUACCGUCCCCGAUACACGCAUCCAUUCAAACCACUAUUAAAAGCCCCCCGUUGCAAAGGCGGCUUUCCAAGUCCCCCCACCGCUCCCCCACUGCCAGAGACCUGCUAAUGCAGGCCAACCGCCAGGCGGCCCAGUCCCAACGCGGCCCACCGGACCCCGGGAGGUUCCAGUUGCCCACUGGGUCGGUCGGCGGUGGCGACCGGCCCUCAGCCCACGCCCUGCUGCUCCCCCGGGGCCCCCCGCCGCCCGAGUUGGAGCGCCGCGACGACUCCCUGGCGCCGUCCGGGGAACCCCGCAGAGGAGAGGUCACCGGCGGAUACCCCGUGCAGGACUACCCCCUGCCGCUCAUCGUCCAGGGCGGCUACCGCUCCGGCAAGAAGCAGGACGACAACGUGCUCGUGUCCUACCCGACCGGGCCUCUCGCCUUCGGGCCGCUGGGGAAGAUGGUGCCUACCGGGGACCUGGCCAAAUUGCCCUUCUACCCCGACCCCUACCAUCUGCUCUACGGGCCCCAGCUGCUGGCCUACCCGUACAACCUGGCCGCCCUGCCCAUGGCUCUAAACAUGAUGGCCCCGGGAAGCGACAAGGUGGAGCCGCUGCCCUUCCUCCCCGCCCUCUUCAACUACGCCGCCGCCGCCGGUCCCUACGCCGGCAUGGCGCCACACCACCUGGUGGCCAACCCCAGCCUGUACAACAGCGGCGGCGGGGGCAAGAAACAACGGGACAGCAACAACGGCAAGCCCUAGGCCGGUUUCUAAGAGAGACGUGACAUCCGGGGGACUAUAUCAAAGUGGACGACCGGGGGGGGCCUGUGUUGGGGAAGGGGGAGGGGGUGGCCGUUGGCGCCUUUAGUCGACUGAGUACACUCACGCAGUCCCCUGCCUCCCUUUUGUAAAGUAACGAUCAGAGCCUAAGAGGGGUAUCAGGAGGAUGGGUGACGGGAGGAGGGUGAGUGAAGAAAGAGGGGGGGAGAGAAAAGGGACAGAUGCAUCAUUACAGACGGCUAGAUUCCGUCCUCUCCUUUCUUCUGUCUCUCCCCAUUCACCUCUGGCUUCUGUUCUCCUGCCUUUUUCCGUAGUAGUUCUAGAGCUUGAUUAAUUGUCCUUUCUGGCUCGUUAUGAUAAUAUCUAUAAUAUAAGAGUAAUAACAGCUAACAGGGUGUUGGGGUUUUUUUUUUUGUUUGCGAAAAACCAUUUAUUUUGUCUGCUUCCCUUUAUAGUGACAAACAUAAUAAUGAUCGUAAAUGCAGCUCUCGAGGGGGGCUUUGUGUUUAGGGGAAUGAACGGGAUCAGCCCCGAGACGACAGUCAGAGCAUUAAAUGACAGUGUGUGUGUGUGUGUUUGUUUGUGUGAAAGUUGUGUGUGCACGCCGAAGUGGGCUUCUGUUUGUUUGGCUCGUGCAAACGUGUGCACGUGUGCAUGACUGCGGUCUGCCGCCCGUGUGCUGACCAUUCCACGGGGGGGGGGGGGGGGGGGGGGGGGUUCUGAGGGGUUGGCAGCAUUCCCGGCACUAGAUGGCCCAGGUCAGUUGAUUGUCCAGUCGAGGGAAUUUCUGUCUUUCCAGUUCAUAAGGUGGCGACACUAGCUAACAAUGUGGCGCCCGGAGCGGAAUCGGUUUCUUGCAACAACGACAAAUCUUGUAUGGCCUCCGUUGACCCAUAACCAUGAUGGCCAGACGACUUGCAGUCGGGGUCUUUUUAGGCAUUUGUGUUAGUAUUUACCUGCUGCAAAAUGGCCGAAAUAUUUUCCUCAAAAAAAAAGUGGAGAGACGUGAAACGUGUACCAGAUUUAUAUGCACUGUAGCUGGCCACUGGGCGAGAAUCAAAAGCUAUUGUAGACCACGCACUUCCAGUUCUCCUUAUACUCAUCUCUCAUUUCUUCCAAUGAUUGAAAAUGCUGAGUAGCUGCGGAUCCAGAUUUUUUUUCUUCUGGUGUUUCCUGAAGCUUCUGCGCAUGUGUGGCUCCUGUUCGACAGUGCAAUAUACACUGGUGGACUGUGCUAGUUUGUUAACGCCAUCUGCUCUUAAAUACAUUAGAUGUACGUCAUUCAGAACAACACUGUAGGCUACUUGGAAACAGCACUUAGCUCAAAAAGAUCUAAACGCAUAUCCCUGUGAAUCGAAACUGAUCGAGAUCAAAUAAUGACAGUGCAGAAUAAUGCUGCAUGAAUGCUUCAUGUAAGACUUGAUUUAGUGCAGUAUGAUGCUAUUUACGCAAGCGUUCUGCUUUUCUAUUACGUUGGUUUCUGUUAGGCUAAUGUAUGAAAUUGAUCAGAAUGUGGUCUGUGUUGUCUAUUAGUAGACCUGAGACUGCUUAGAAGGAAUAAACGUGCAAAUCUGUAAAUAUACGUAGAAGCUUCGGGAAACGCAAAAUUUUGGUCUUAAGAUUGAAUAAAAAGGUGGAAAUUCCUAACAAAGUUUGAUCCUGGCCAUGGCCUUGAAAACAACACAAUAGGAAUCAGUCAAGCUUUUAUUUUUCAGUGGCCUUUUUUCCACCCCCUGAUGCCCCCUGGUGUCCACCAAAGACACUCCGUUUACUAGGCCGAGUCGAAAGGGGGGGUUCACGAAGGAACAGAAAGAUGGAAUCAGGGAAGAGUAGUUCCUGUGAUGUCCGGAGAGAAGGGAAAAUAGAGAAAUGAAAGCGGAAGUGAAUCACAAAGCCCAAGCGCGGCUAGGUCAGUACCCUGAACUGAGCUUCCUAGAUCUGGAUGUGAGAUCAAAACAGCCCGUCCCCUGGUGAGAGGGCAUAAAAACGGACGAUAACGGAGCUGGAUGAUUCAAUAGGGGUUUGAUUGUGUCAAACACCUUUUAGUUUUCCUUCAGCCCCUUUCUCCCUCCCUCAGCUCUGUAGGCUAGAGAAGAGAAGGAUGACGUCAUCUGCUCCCUCGGAGCUAGGGUCUGGCUUAGCAGCCGUUUUGUUGCUCAGAGUUUCCCAGAUGUCCUGUGGGAUUUAUCUGUUAUGUUCUCUGUACGUUUCCUUGUGUCACACUACGUUUUUGUUUCACUUUUUUGUUUUUGUUUUACCCCCCCCCCCUUUUUGCUAGCUAGAAAUAAAUGGCUGGAGCAAAAAAGGGGUUUUGAGUACACUUAUGAAUAUGAAUGUAAUUUUAGUCAAGAGGUUAAUGAAGUACAAAACACAUUAAAGGUAGAUGGAUUUCUGUUUUUCUGACUUGAAAAAUAACAUGUAAAGAGCUGUUAUGAAGUCUGUUAUGCAUACAUUAUAAACAGUAGUCCUAGGAACAUGUCAAGAAACUUGGGUUCUGUAUCCACAUAAGCAUGAGCAACACUCGCUUCCUAACAGUUUAUAUUCUCCUUGGUAUCCAACAUCUCUUGCUUUUUCCUCUCUGCCACUUUCAGUUUCUUUUUCCUUCCUCAUUCUGUUCCAUUUCCCCCAUUAUGUCAGCUCUCUAUCUGUACUUUCUCUUGGUUGUAUUGGUUCCUGAGUUAUAACCCCUUUCCCAAAAUAAAAAAGGCAGCUGCCAUGUUUAUUUUCCCCAAUCUGUCUUGGAGCUGACCAAUGACCCUCUUGUCCUCCCCAGACACACACACAUUCACUUCACACUGCAUCUUUGAGGUAUGUAUGUGAUGACUCUGCUGCGUUGUUAGUUUCGACCAGGUGGAGGAAAAAACAGCAUGACCAACCGCGGGCCCCCACCUGAGUGUGGUUACAAGUCAUUUGUGGCGUGUGAGUGAGUGAGUGCGUGUGUGUGUGUGUGUGUGUGUGCGCGAGAGUGUGUUGGCGUGUGCGCACGCGUGAAAAAGGAAAACCAAAACAAAUCUGCCUGUAAGCAGCAUAACCCUCGGGGUAUAGGGACCGCCUGUUUAAAAAUACAAAAGACUUUCAGUGAUUUUGUUCCAGAGCCCUCCCUCUCUCUCUCUCUCUCUCUCUCUCCCUACCCAGUUGUAUAAACUCCAUACUGUACCCAUCUAAUGCCUUUUCACUAGAUGCACAGAAUUGUGUUUUGUAAAAGAACAUUUCUUAUGCCACAGUUUUGCCGUCACGGUGAUCAUUCCCCGACCAAACGCCUGAAAACAGAUGGAGAUUGAAUACUGGUGACGUAACACGCGUAUUUACAAUAUGUCUAGUAAGUUCAAAUGAAUUGUGCCUCCGCUUCGAUAUAUUUAAACGUAGCUGUAUUGAGAUGAUGAGGAUCUUCCAGAUUUCAGAUAAGGUGCCUUUUCUUGGCAUAAGAAAUGUAAAUGGUACACGGCUCGAUUUAUCAAAUGGCAAAAUGGCUUGGAGAAAAUCCUGUGGCUUAGUUUGCUGAAGCUGAUUAUAGUUCUAGGGAGUGGCUAAACUGUUUGGUAUUGUGUAUGUUUAGGUAAAUACUGUGCCAUAGUUUUUAGAGUCCACAAAUAUGUUAUUGUUUUUCUUCUCAAAUAUAUAAAAUGUUUUAAUGUUGCCUGAUAACUUUGUCUCUGGAUUUGAUACAAAGGCUUGUAGCCACAGCUCUCCCAAAGUCCCUCAUUUGUUUUCUUUUAUGUUCCUUUAACUCUUUCCUCUUGUUCUCCUCUCUCCCUCGUUAUUCUCGCUACAAUCAAACAAAUAAAGUAUUAACCUGAUGACCCAACAUA
Messenger RNA from Esox lucius (northern pike), 9904 nucleotides. It is a transcript of the gene zbtb4, whose product is annotated as zinc finger and BTB domain containing 4. Gene Ontology annotation, molecular function: RNA polymerase II transcription regulatory region sequence-specific DNA binding; DNA-binding transcription factor activity, RNA polymerase II-specific. Gene Ontology annotation, biological process: regulation of transcription by RNA polymerase II. Gene Ontology annotation, cellular component: nucleus. The transcript has 2 exons. The coding region runs from base 918 to 6077 and encodes 1719 amino acids. The record is from RefSeq and is a predicted model, not a curated record. NCBI's taxonomy places the organism in Eukaryota, Metazoa, Chordata, Actinopteri, Esociformes, Esocidae.